AUGUCACGCGGCACGCGAGUGCGGAGGACAGCGGGUCAGCAUUCGCUAGGCGUUAGGCCAUCGGUCAAUUACUACGAUGGCCAGGCGGUGGGACAUGAAGCACUCUAUGACACUGGCGAAGCCGAGAACGGCAUGGGUGAGCAUGACCAGCAUUACCCUGAGCAGUGGGACGAUGGACACCCAACGAAUAGUUCUGCCAAAAUUUUGGACGAGGUUAUCCACACCGUACCAAUAACGUACAAGAUGGUACAGCGCGCAGAACCUGCAACUCAUCGAGAGUUCGAAGACCUGCGGCCAGCAAUGAUCGUCUACCAUGCCGAGCUGGAACAGACAAUGAACAGCAACGCAGUCUGGCAUCCGGGUGUCGAGCACGUGUAUCCCACACCAGCGGGUCUCUUUUCGGUGAAGCUGGAGACCCCUUGGAUCAUCGAUGAGCUACAUCCCGAGAUAUCCGCGAUCACAUGCCGUAGAGUGACGACGCACGAUAUCGAGGCCUACACACCGAAGCGAAAGGCAGAACACUUGCAAUUGGUCCAGCCAAACCAGCACCCGAUUAAUCAUACACCACACGAACUCUUGCAGAUCAAGACAUGUUACCACAGGAAACCAAAGAGCGGUGCCAUCGACAUGGCAAAUAAGAAAACCUUCAGGGUUCCUAAGGGGAUCAAGCUGUACGGCGAACUUGAGCCAGAGUUAUCCUUCUAUUACCUGGAUUGCAUAAAAAAAUUCGACACGAGCAAGAACCAGGCCUCCAGGCUUCAAUUGCAGGAGAUGUUUCCCCGAUUUAUCGACAGUGGUCUCGGGGCUUCUCUCUCUCGAGGCACCCCAAUGCCUUUACUGAACAACCUGCGAGCACUCGCAACGGGGCUACUUGCAACGAUGCCGUCGCGGGCCGGCAAGCAGCACAACCGCGAAGCCGUCGCAGAGGAUUCACUCGCUAAUAAGAGGCCAGUAAAUAGCGAUUACAGCUCCGUUCAUGUAAAGGAGAAGAUUGGAGUAGCUUCGCUCCCCGAGACCGCAGUCCGUCUAAAGCCUGCUGAACACUGUUCUACAGCAGCACCAAGAAACAUGCAGCAGUCUACAACAAUCGAACCUAUCCACGGAUGCAUGGCAACGCUUUCUCGGGAGGAGACCGACUGGGAACAUCUUAUCUGCGACCUCGACAACAAGAUUGGAGACCUUGAGAUUGAUCGGAUGUGUCCAAAGUGUGACUUAGAGAUUGCUCAAAAGCACUACAACGAAGACUUGCAGAAAUACCCUGCGCCCAGAAAGGAAUCCCAGCAGAGAGACCUUGACCCAUACGUGAGAGAGAUAGAGACAGCAAAGCAAGAGAUUUGCCUGAUAGAUCAAGCCCUUGACAAACUAAGGAUCUCACACGAGGACGCGUCUCAGAAGCUUCAAGAACAGCAACUGGCCAGGAAAGCCCGCCUCGCUCUCUGUCGCUCCAGAAGUUUGGCCCCGCCCGUAGUGUAUGUAAUUAACAACAGCUACUCCAGAGGUCACUUCGCUAAUGCAGCCCCAGCACUCCUGCCCGAUGCUUCAUGGCCGGGAGCCCUCAGCUCUAACCUAGCCUCCAUAUGCUAA
Molecule: messenger RNA, 1584 nt
Organism: Trematosphaeria pertusa
Lineage: Eukaryota; Fungi; Ascomycota; Dothideomycetes; Pleosporales; Trematosphaeriaceae
Exons: 2
Coding region: 1-1584 (527 amino acids)
Source: RefSeq, a predicted model, not a curated record